AGUAGGUAAUCUCAUUGUCAGAGGCGCAGAGUCUUUUGUACAGUGAGACAGAAACCCUUCCGAUUCACAGAGAUCAGCUUAAACUCAAGCUGGCAACCACGUGGAUUUUUGGUGGAUAUUUGGUGAAGUUGCGGAUCCAAGUGAUUUUAUCCAUGUAGAUUCCACGUGUCAACAUCCACACCUGUUGGAUCAGCAUGAUGGGUUGUAAUGUGUUUCUUCUGCUGAAACUUCUACUGAUUUCAGAGUUUCACAGUCACUGUUCAUGCCUUUCACAUCAGUACCAUUUUGUAAACAUAAACCUGACCUGGACUGAUGCCCAGACUUACUGCAGAGAGAACUACACUGACUUGGCUACCAUUGACAAUAUGGAGGAAAUGAAAAGACUAACUGAGUCUGUAGGCUCUGAUUAUACUGGAGAGGCCUGGAUAGGACUGAAGAAUGGAACAUCAUGGAGAUGGCAGUGGUCCUCUGGAGAAGGAGGCACAGGGUACACCAACUGGGAUACGGGUGCAAAGUACAACCAGAAUAGUGGCAAUUACUGUGUUGGGAUGAAAGACACCAGCGAUUGGAAUAAUAUUCCCUGUUCAUAUCAGAGUAAGACGGGGUAUUUCAUCUGUUAUACUGAUCUCACCUGUAAAGACGGAAUAAAUGCUACCUGGAACUUCACCUUGAUUAAAGAAAAUAUGAAUUGGUCUGAUGCUCAGAGCUACUGCAGACACAAUUACACAGACCUGGCGACUGUGAGGAAUAAAGAAGAUAAUGCCUUGAUACAUGCAAUGUUUCAGAAAGGCACUUUUGUGUGGAUUGGCCUGUUCCGGGACACAUGGGAAUGGUCAGACCUGUCAAACUCCUCAUUCCGUAACUGGAAAAUGGGUCAAAAUGAUAAUAAGAAUAAUGCAUGUGCUUUAGCACAGGUCACCUGGCCUGGGACAUGGGAUAUGACACCAUGUGAUGAAAAGCAUCCAUUCUUAUGCUAUGAUGAUAACCUCAUUCUGGUAAACAGAACCAUGACCUGGAAUGAAGCCCUGAAUUACUGCAGAACAAACUAUUUGGACCUGGUGUCUGUCCACAAUGAGGAGAUCCAGUACUGGGUCAGUAGGAUGGCUGAGAAGGCCUCCACUGAUCAUGUCUGGCUGGGGCUGCGCUUCUCCUGCUACCUGAACUUCUGGUUCUGGGUCAGUGCAGAGAAUGUCUGCUACCAGAACUGGGCCCCAAACAACACAUCCAACAGUAACUUGUGUGGAACCACAGGGGCAGUACAAUCUAAAGACCCACAUUACUGGGUCAGCCUGCCUGAGACUAAGGAGCUCAACUUCAUCUGCUCCAAAUAUCCAAGGAUGGCAUAUGUGCAUGAGGCAGAGAACAACCCAGGAUGGGGCACCACCUCAUUACAGGUCACACACGGGCAAUUUCAUAACUCUAAUCAGCCUCAGCAUGUUUUUGGAUUGCAGUGACUUGAACCCAGACCCUAGAGGUGUGAGACAACAGUGCUACCCACUGCACCACCAUGCCACCCCCAUCAGUAAUGCCUGAUUUAUAAAUUAUUGGUUGAAUCAAAUUGUGCCAAAUCACAAUGAAUCACAAUAGAGGUGAAACAUAUUGUAUUGCAUAAGUUGUUGCUUCAUAUGUAUCUUUAAUGUAUCAGAUCUUCAGCAAUGUAUCAAGAUGCUCGUCCCUAAUUUGUGUGCAUUUUGUAGUUAAACAGCAGUAAACAACAAGCUCAGUAAUGUCUUCUGAAUUAUAUUAGUUAUAUGUCAUAUGUUUAGUGCCAGGAAGCUGCUAAAUAUAUAACUGA
Molecule: messenger RNA, 1795 nt
Organism: Paramormyrops kingsleyae
Lineage: Eukaryota; Metazoa; Chordata; Actinopteri; Osteoglossiformes; Mormyridae
Source: RefSeq, a predicted model, not a curated record